Molecule: messenger RNA, 4447 nt
Organism: Chroicocephalus ridibundus (black-headed gull)
Lineage: Eukaryota; Metazoa; Chordata; Aves; Charadriiformes; Laridae
Product: trem-like transcript 2 protein
Exons: 11
Coding region: 91-2658 (855 amino acids)
Cellular component (GO): cell surface
Molecular function (GO): signaling receptor activity
Source: RefSeq, a predicted model, not a curated record
GAUGCGGGAGGGCUCACAAGGCAGACACUUUUGAACGGGACACCUUGGGCAGCCCCCACCAAUGCCCCUUGCCUGGGCUUGAGGACGGCCAUGGAGCUGAGAGCCCUCCUCCUCCUGCCGCUCUGCUUCCCAGCUCUCCAAGCCCAACCACCUGAUGCCGAGGAGAGACAAACAGAAGGAAGCACUCUGUCUAUCCAGUGUCCUUACACAGCACGGACUGACUCCCAGCAGCAGAAAGCCUGGUGCCGCGUGAGAGAUGGACAAUGUGAGCCCUUAGCGGAAACAACCAAGCCAGCACGAUACCCAUACACAAACACGGCCACAAAGGGAAAAGUUACGAUACUGGAUGACAGCCAGCAUAGAACUGUGUCCAUCACCAUGACCAACCUCCAGGCAGAGGACUCAGGCACAUACUCCUGUGCUUACCUUUCUGACAGUUCCCAAUAUAUUCCCCUAAGGACGAUCUCACUGAUUGUUUUCAAGGGUCUCCAAGCCCAACCACCUGAUGCCGAGGAGAGACAAACAGAAGGAAGCACUCUGUCUAUCCGGUGUCCUUACACAGCACGGACUGACUCCCAGCAGCAGAAAGCCUGGUGCCGCGUGAGAGAUGGACAAUGUGAGCUCUUAGCAGAAACAACCAAGCCAGCACGAUACCCAUACACAAACACGGCCACAAAGGGAAAAGUUACGAUACUGGAUGACAGCCAGCAUAGAACUGUGUCCAUCACCAUGACCAACCUCCAGGCAGAGGACUCAGGCACAUACUCCUGUGCUUACCGUUACGACAGUUCCUGGUAUAUUCCCCUGAGGACGAUCUCACUGAUUGUUUUCAAGGCUCUCCAAGCCCAACCACCUGAUGCCGAGGAGAGACAAGCAGAAGGAAGCACUCUGUCUAUCCGGUGUCCUUACACAGCACGGACUGACUCCCAGCAGCAGAAAGCCUGGUGCCGCGUGAGAGAUGGACAAUGUGAGCUCUUAGCAGAAACAACCAAGCCAGCACGAUACCCAUACACAAACAAGGCCACAAAGGGAAAAGUUACGAUACUGGAUGACCGCCAGCAUAAAACUGUGUCCAUCACCAUGACCAACCUCCAGGCAGAGGACUCAGGCACAUACUCCUGUGCUUACCGUUCUGACAGUUCCCAAUAUAUUCCCCUAAGGACGAUCUCACUGAUUGUUUUCAAGGGUCUCCAAGCCCAACCACCUGAUGCCGAGGAGAGACAAGCAGAAGGAAGCACUCUGUCUAUCCAGUGUCCUUACACAGCAGGGACUGACUCCCAGCAGCAGAAAGCCUGGUGCCGCACAAGAGAUGGACAAUGUGAGCUCUUAGCAGAAACAACCAAGCCAGCACGAUACCCAUACACAAACACGGCCACAAAGGGAAAAGUUACGAUACUGGAUGACGGCCUGUAUAGAACUGUUUCCAUCACCAUGACCAACCUCCAGGCAGAGGACUCAGGCACAUACUCCUGUGCUUACCAUCACAACAGUUCCUGGUAUAUUCCCCUGAGGACGAUCUCACUGAUUGUUUUCAAGGCUCUCCAAGCCCAACCACCUGAUGCCGAGGAGAGACAAGCAGAAGGAAGCACUCUGUCUAUCCGGUGUCCUUACACAGCACGGACUGACUCCCAGCAGCAGAAAGCCUGGUGCCGCGUGAGAGAUGGACAAUGUGAGCCCUUAGCGGAAACAACCAAGCCAGCACGAUACCCAUACACAAACAAGGCCACAAAGGGAAAAGUUACGAUACUGGAUGACGGCCUGUAUAGAACUGUGUCCAUCACCAUGACCAACCUCCAGGCAGAGGACUCAGGCACAUACUCCUGUGCUUACCAUUCCGACAGUUACUGGUAUAUUCCCCUAAGGACGAUCUCACUGAUUGUUUUCAAGGAGCUGCACACGUGGGAGCAGGACACUCUCUCUGUGCAGUGCCCCUACAGUGGCCUGGCGUACGGCAUGGGGACGAAAGUCUGGUGUCGAAGAGAAGGUCAGACUGCGUGUAAAACUGUGGCAAGAUCAGAUUACCCUUCAACACGGCAUAACAGCCAAGCUCUGGAAGACAGAACAGUGAUCCAGGAUGACACCCAGAAAAGGACUGUCAACAUUACCAUGCAGAAGCUGCAGGCCCAGGACAGCGGCAUGUACUGGUGUGCAUUAUAUAGAGGUCCUGAACUCAUCCGGAUAAUGGACUUCCAGCUCUCUGUGUCCAAGACGUCGGCUGGAACACCUUUGUCAGGUACUGCAAGCACAAGUCUAACAACUCUUUCUGUCACCACCCCACCACCGAGCUCAAAUGUACACACCUUCAACAUACUCCCUGGGGUCCUGAGCAUCCUGUUCAUCCUGGCACUUACCAGCUCGGUAACACUGUGCGUCAGGCAGCACAAGCAGCUGAAGAGAAGAGGUAACAGACAAGCAGAGGACACCUAUGACAAACCAGAGGACAUAGCACAGCUUGACAGUACUGAAAGAAUGGAAAGUCCCAAGGAUGACGGCGAAGACCUAAAAUAUGUUACCCUGAACUAUAAAUCCCGACUCAGUGAUGAGGAUCCUCUCUACUGUAAUGUUGAACGAAGUCAGGCUCACAGGAAACCCGAAGAUGAAAAUGUAGAAUAUGCUAUCAUUGCACUCAAGCAGUUACCGACAAGUGAGAAAGGCUGAAGCACAGAAUCCCCAAGUAAUCCAGAAAUGGGAGAAAAGAAUAAGAAGUGGGAAUGGGGAGCAGAAGAUGUGUGGAUGGACACUGGGGAAAGAUCUAAGUUUUUGUUGCCGUGUGUAUGUUGCCUGUACAAUUAGAAGCCAGUAGAGAAUUUUGCCACAAUUGUGCAGAUUCUCUCGGGUCAGACAGAGGUGCUGGGCAAUUCUCAGGAUCUCUUGUGCAUCUGCUUUCUUCGGUCCCAUUAAAAUGCAGACUCUUUUGGAAAGGCAGGUGUGGAGGACUGACCUUUUGAAAAAGAGCAAUAUUUGUCUGGACAUGAAUAGGUUUGCUAUUUCAGCUGUGUUCACUGAUAGAAACUCUGUCCCACUCCUACAGGCUCAGCUACUAUGGCCAAGCAAACUCAUUCCAGUGCUGUAGGGAUAAAACUCUAACCUUGCUGUGACCCGGUCCGUUUGCCAUGUAAUGGGUGGGGGAUACGAGCACUGGAUUAUAAGAAUAAGCAGAACCAGCAUCUGCCAGGAGGCAAAUAGCUUGAGGGUGUAUUGCAACACAGUGAUAUGCUGCAUUGCAAACUUUGCAAACUGAGGAUUGUGCUGUAUGAAUCUGAGCACCAGAAGGCCUUGUAGCUACAAAACAACAAUGGUGUAUACAAGUAAUAUAUACUCUUUUUGAAACUUAAUGCAAAUUCCCCUAUAACCUAAAUUUAUCAGUCUGCUUAGGUAAGUAAAAUAGUAAGAGGCUUUCAAACUAAAGCUAAAUGUUGAGCUUUAGAUCAAGAAAUAGAGUGUGCACUCCGGAAUUUGAGGGUAGGAGGGAAUGAAGGUGAUGACACUACUGAGUGCAUGGGGUUGUGGGAUGGAUUCAAUGUGGCCCCUGUGGAUUACACUAGGGAAAGUCUCCAACGCUGUACCCUCUAGACAACUUAUUCUUUCCAAGCUUGAAGACUGACUUGCUCUCAGGGUCAUCCACAGCCACAGCAUAUUUAUGCAGUCUUUGAGGCCUCUACAUUGAAAAUAAGAAGCUGAAAUCAGAAGUUACAGGCAUGGCUUCCCAUGGGUAGCUUGUGCAGACUGCCCGGUCCUUUCACCACCUCCUAAUCAAAGGCCAUUACUUGGUUCAACAAAACUUUGUUCUGGCUGGUCUGCUGUCUUACACCAUCUGUUCCCCAAUAACACACAAACUGGCUGCUUAAACCAAGGUAGUGUGGAAUCAAAUAAGCAGGAAGAACCAAAACUGAGUAUUUCUGUAGAAAGGAGGGAAGGGAACAACACUGGGACAGUUUUGAACAGAAUUUGCCUUGCUGUGCUAACUGCAAGGAUGAGCCCUGAGACAAGACAUGAGGAAGGUCUGUACAGGCAGUAGCACACAGCAAGAAACUGGCAGCCUGCGCAAAGUAGUUGCAGGAAUUAUGACACAGACAAGAGAGGAAGAAGUAUGAGCACAAGAGGGCUGUUCUCAACAUCAGCUGAUAUAACAGAAGGACAGGAUGUUAAUUAGAGUGGAUUAUUUGUAGACGUAAAUGUCCAAGUAAGUCAGACACACAAUAUAUUUAUGGAUCCCCAGUGCAGCUCUGAUGCAGGUUGGCAAUUUCCGAGAGCUGCCCCAGGAACACUAAACUAGCUGGGACCUCAUCAAACCCUGCUAUCCUGAAUAAUGACAACAUAAACUAUCAAACAUGUUUUUCCAAUGCAUUUAGUCUCUUGCCUUCAUUGUUAUAAGGCAUCUUUGUAUUGCUUCAGGAAUCACUACCCAGCCAGUCUCAGAUUAGUUCUGUUCUUUUGCAGCACUGUG